AUGAUUGCAACCACCCUUAUUCUGCACAUCCCCCACCAGUUCGCCGUCGCCCCACCCCUCCCGACCUUCUACCGCGGCAGCGGCCUGGGAGCGCCACCGCCCCUCCCCUCCCGGCCUUCCACCGCGGCAGCGGCCUGGGAGCGUCGUCGCCCCUCCCCUCCCGGCCUUCUUCCGCGGCAGCGGCCUGGAAGCGCCGUCGCCCCUCCCCUCCCAGCCUUCUUCCGCGGCGGCGGCCUGGCAGCAAUGCCGCCCCUCCCCUCCCCGCUUUCUCCCGCAGCGGCGGCCUGGGGGUGCCACCGCCCCUCCCCUCCCGGCCUUCUUCCGCGGUUCAUUACGGACAACGAUGCAGUGCGGUUACUUCAGUUCACAUUGCAGGGUGAUGCAGAAAUGACGUUCAGCAGAUACAAAAUGCCGCGCAUAAUUGACAACCCAGGGAACAACAACUUUCAGAAGAGUAAAGCUUCUUCUGAAAGAGAUACUGGCUGGGAUAAAAACAUGCCGCUGAACAUCAUACCUGCCGCUGGAAUGAAGUUCACCACGUACGACAAGGCAUGGGACUUUUACAACAAUUAUGCAAGAUGUGCAGGGUUUGGCAUACGCAAGAGGGCAAAACAUAGGACAAAUGCCUACAUUGUCUGCUCAAGAGAAGGGACGCACAAGCAGACUGUGUCAGAUUAUCACCGGAAACGUCAGAAGACAUCAAAAAGGAUUGACUGCAAGGCAAAGAUUAGAGUCAAAAAGAGGAAGGAUGGCAAAUUUGUGAUAGAAAUGGUUGAACUGAACCACAAUCACAAGAUGCUGGAAAGGCCCGGGAUGCUUUUGCACAUGCAGUCGCACAAAAAAGACGAUCCUUUGAUAGACCAGUUAGUGAAAGACAUGCAACUUGACAACCACACACACGCUCAGAUGAUGUCAACGCUGUCGCGUAUGUCCGGUGGUCUGCAGUACAUGGGACAUACUAGCCGCGACUGGGUAAACAAGAAACAAAAGUUUGCCAGAGAAGAGUCCCAAGAUGACGUCAAGAAACUUCUGGAUUUCUUCGAGAAUAUGCAGAAGAUAAACCCAGAGUUUUUCUAUGAUUAUGACGUUGAUGCAGAUAACCGUGUAAGAAACGUCUUUUGGGCCAACGCAAGUUGCAAAGGAUCGUAUGAAGAUUUUGGAGACUGCGUUACAUUUGACACGACGUAUAAAACUAACAAAUUCCAUAUGCCGCUGGGAGUCUUCGUGGGAGUGAACCAUCAUCUACAGAGCACCAUAUUUGCUGUUACACUCGUGCGAGAUGAAACAAUACCGUCGUUCGAGUGGGUUUUCAAAACAUUUCUGAGGUGUAUGAACAACAAGCAUCCAAUCUGCAUGCUCACAGACCAGUGUUCUUCGAUGAAGACAGCAUUAAAAACUAUCAUCCCACAUACUCUGCAUAAGUUGUGUCGGUGGCAUAUCAUGAAGAAGCACAAAGACCACCUCGCCUUGCUGUAUAAGGCGCACGAGAAACUUAAGGAUGACCUCAAUGCGGUGCUGAACCACCCACUAAUGCCGUCAGAAUUUGAACAAGCAUGGAAGGACCUCAUUCAAAGAUAUAACUUGCAAGACGAUGAAGUGAUGAAUUCACUGUGGGAAGACAGGCACGAGUGGAUCUCGGCUUACUACAAGGAAAUUUUCUGUGCUCGGAGGACUUCCACACAGAAAAGCGAGAGCAUGAACCGCAUACUGAAGAAAUACUUUGUCAAAGAGAAGCAUGAUCUCCAUCUGUUUGCUCAGCAGGUGGACAAGUGCAUUCAAACCAGGAAGGCCGUCGAGCACGCAGAGACAGUAGCAAAUGAGUCAGAGGUAAAGACAACAACCCAGUUUGGGUUCGAAGUUCAGCUAUCAAAAGUGUAUACAAGGGCAGUGUUUGCAGAUUUCAAAGAAAUACUCUACCGUAGCACUGCAUUCAGAGCAGAACGGUGCCCUGAGAACCCGACAAAGUAUCUCGUACACCACUACAACAGAUCGGAUGCAUUUGACUGGGCAAGGCAUAAUUUCCAAGUGGUCGCCGAUGAACAGAAAGGUGUCUACGAAUGUGAAUGCAAACUCUGGACACACACAGAAACAGCAAUGGACCUUGCAAACAGAGCGACAAGGUCCGACGCUGGGUGCCACAGAGCGUUGUCUGGUAUGAGGGCACUGAUCGAGGAAGUUGAUGUGCUCAACGAAGAAGAAGAAGAAGCAGCAAAACUAAAGCAAGUAGAGAAAUCCCAGCAUGACAAUAAUGCCGAGCAAGUAGAAAAUACCGAACACAUCGGAACUGGUGCUAUCAAAAAAGAAACAAUUCUUCCACCUCCUGUUUCAAAGACAAGAGGAAGGAAGAAAGGGGGCGACGCAACCCAGAAAAAGGUUGCAUGCAAGGAGAAAAAUGAUGACAAAACAGUAAGCCACAGCCUGAGCUGGACAGUGAUAGUCACCCACUGGGAAUAA
This is a messenger RNA of Aegilops tauschii subsp. strangulata, 2454 nucleotides long. Lineage: Eukaryota; Viridiplantae; Streptophyta; Magnoliopsida; Poales; Poaceae. The record is from RefSeq and is a predicted model, not a curated record.